This is a messenger RNA of Carcharodon carcharias (great white shark), 1817 nucleotides long. Its product is annotated as glutamine synthetase. NCBI's taxonomy places the organism in Eukaryota, Metazoa, Chordata, Chondrichthyes, Lamniformes, Lamnidae. The record is from RefSeq and is a predicted model, not a curated record. The transcript is spliced from 8 exons. Gene Ontology annotation, cellular component: cytoplasm. The coding region runs from base 240 to 1340 and encodes 366 amino acids. Gene Ontology annotation, molecular function: glutamine synthetase activity.
CCUCUUGACAGUUUGCUUUGCGCUCUCAGUCUUAGAGCCAAGACCUGAGAGAGUGUGCAACUAUAAAUGCGAAAAUAGCAGAGAGUAAAUAGAGUUUGGCGAGCCGUGGGUAAGAAGAGCAGACCUGAAGGAGUUCAGGGGAGGAGCAGCAGACCGGACAUUGGAAGCAUGAGAGACAGAGUAAUGUAAAAAACCUAAGAGUGACAUCAGUACAAGAAAAGCUGCUGAUUGAAGUCAGGAUGUCAGUGGCUGUAAGUUCCAAACUGAACAAAACUGUGAGGGACCAGUACCUUAAACUGCCCCAGGACGGGAAGGCACAGGUUACCUACGUGUGGAUUGAUGGCACCGGAGAAAGUCUUCGCUGUAAAACCAGAACCCUGAAAUGUGAACCGAAAACUAUUCAAGAUAUUCCGGAGUGGAACUUUGAUGGCUCCAGUACCUAUCAGUCGGAGGGCUCCAACAGCGACAUGUUUCUGAUUCCGGCUCGCAUGUUUAGGGAUCCCUUCACCCUGGAUCCGAAUAAGCUGGUGCUCUGCGAGGUUCUCAAAUACAAUCGGAAACCAGCAGAGACCAACUUGAGGUACACGUGUAGAGAGACGAUGGACAAGGCGAAGCUCUCUCACCCCUGGUUCGGUUUGGAACAAGAAUACUCUCUGUUAGGAAUCAAUGGGCAUCCUUAUGGUUGGCCUGAAAACGGAUUUCCGGGACCGCAAGGACCCUACUAUUGUGGAGUUGGAGCAGAUAAAGUCUUUGGUAGAGAUAUAGUGGAAGCUCACUAUAAAGCAUGCCUCUAUGCUGGAGUGAAGAUAUCAGGCACCAAUGCUGAAGUCAUGCCAUCACAGUGGGAAUUUCAAGUGGGGCCAUGUGAAGGGAUUGAAAUGGGGGAUCAUUUGUGGCUUGCCAGAUACAUCCUUCAUCGCAUUUGUGAAGACUUUGGAGUUGUGGCUACAUUGGAUCCAAAACCAAUAACUGGAAACUGGAAUGGAGCUGGAUGUCAUGCUAACUUCAGCACAGAAGUUAUGAGAAAGGAAGGAGGGCUCAAGCACAUUGAAGAAGCAAUUGAAAAGCUGAGUAAGAGGCACGAAUACCACAUCCAUGUGUAUGAUCCAAAAGGAGGGCAGGAUAAUUCCAGAAGGCUAACUGGAAAGCACGAAACAUCAAGUAUCCAUGACUUCUCUGCUGGAGUAGCAAACCGUGGGGCUAGCAUUAGAAUUCCCCGUCAAGUUGGACAAGAUGGUUUUGGGUACUUCGAGGACAGAAGACCAGCUGCAAACUGUGACCCUUAUGCUGUUACUGAAGCUCUGGUCAGGACCUGUGUCCUAAAUGAAACUGGGAAUUAGCUAAAAUGUUGCACUCAAUGGGCUCUACAAUACCUACAAGGUUCAGUGGUAUUUUAUCUAAUCCAAAAUAGUUCUUUUGUCAAUGUAUCUUAAAAGACUUGGAUAACUUUUUUUUAACCACCUACUUGAAUGGUGAUAGUCAUUUAAUACUUGAUCUAUUUGGAAACCUGAUUGCACCUGUUUGUGAACAUAAAGAACAUUAAAUAUUCUUAAUUGAUCAAUGGAAAAUAUUAUCAAACUUGAGUUUGCAUGGGAGCUGGAAUUCUCUUAUGUAAUUUUCUGAUACCUGUUUUUUCCUAAGACUAAGUUUAAAUCUCCUCUAGGAAACUUAUGUUUUCAUGAUGAUGCUAGAAGAGUUCUUGUUUUUACUUGUAUUGAAGUCACUAACUUGCACAAGAUAAUUAUUUUGUAUUUUAAGCGGAAUAGUUCAUGUUUAUUGUGAUAAUUCAUGUAUGGAAUAAACCUUUUUGGGCCAGA